GGCCGCGGGGUUGGGGCGCUGCUGAGAAGCGUUAGGCCGGGGCGCGGGGCGGCGGCUCCGCUCACACUCAUGAGGAGCAGGAAGCUCACAGGUGGAGUGCGAUCUUCUGCGCGCCUGAGAGCCCGAAAUUGCUCUGCAGCCAGCUUGGCCACUGCCCAGGACACCACUAGUUCCACAUCUGCCAAGACAUGUCUGAUCUCCUCAUCACACAAGGCCCCAGACAGACGAACUUGCAAGAAGUUCAAGUGUGACAAAGGUCACCUUGUGAAGGCAGAGUUGCGGAAACUAGCCCCUAAAAAUGAUGGUGCUUUGCCCAAAGGGGCACCUGAGGCCCCUUGUGAAAAUGAGUUUACAGAAGGUGACGUAUUGCUCCCGGGCAGCAAGACUGGUGUCCCUACCCAACAGGAGACUGCAGCUCUUUCCCACAGCCACAGCCACAGCCACGUUGUGAGUGAUGCUCGCUCAGCAAAGACUGAAGACGGCCCAUCUGUGCCGGAGCCCAGCCCCAGUGCCAGUGCAGAGGCAGAGGAGUCCAAUGGUAGUUCUGCUGGGCAGGCCGGGUUGGUGCCCGAAGCAGAGGAAUCGCGGGCACCGCUGCUUCAGAUGGACAACAGCAUCUUUCUUGAUGACGACAGCAAUCAACCCAUGCCAGUGAGCCGAUUCUUCGGAAACGUUGAGCUCAUGCAGGACCUGCCACCAGCCUCUUCAUCUUGUCCUUCAAUGAGCAGACGAGAAUUCAGAAAAAUGCAUUUCAGAGCCAAAGAUGAUGAGGACGACGAUGAUGCAGAAAUGUAGAACUCCUCUGCUUAUUUAGUACAGUUAACAAUUUGACGGUUUAGCAGUUUAUAUAAAAAACUUAUCUGCAGGAGAAUGUGUUCUUAAUCGAACUUCAAAACUAACCCAUAAAGUCAACAGCACAACCCACCAGGCAACUGUGGAAGGCUUCCUCAUGUGCUUGUGAGCUGCUGCUGUGCCUGCACUGAUACCUUUUCUGACAUUCAUGCAUAGGUGAUGCUGGUGGGGUCAGCAAGGGGCUGGACAGUCUGUGAGAACAGUCUCUGCAGGGAAAGCUUUUCAUUUAAGCCCAUUAGCUUGACAGUAUGCAAGUUUAUUUUCCAUUAUCAAAGUCUGAUCAUUCUUAAGAUUAACUCAAAGCCAGUUCUGAAAGGACUCUCCUCUACUUCUGAAUGUGAAGUUAACAUUUACCUUGAAAUGUUUGCAAAAUAUAUAUAUAGGAAGGAAAUAAAAUAAUAUUUUGAAAAAUUUUUAAAGAUAUCUUACAUUCCUCAAACUCAAUUCUUUUCCGAAAUGUUUGAGAGCCAAGGGAGGAAAUGAAUCCCAUACUAGGCUGGGACCACCUUUUUGGGCCCAUUAACCAGCAGGAGAGGUGAGGCCCUUGGGAGAGGCUCUGACCAGGUGAUGUGGCCCUUCCCUUCUCUAGUGUGGUGGAGGAUAGCUGUCCACCUGCAGGUGUUCACAGGCUGCCCCACGCAGGCCCCCACCUUGCAUUAGACACUCCUUACAUUGAAGAGGCCUUGUGACAUGUUCUCAACAGGGAGGGGACAGUGGAGAGCAGCCACACUGGAGGGAGGGGUUGGCUUUUCUCCAGGCCUCUUACUGCCACCAGCUAGCUGUGUGCAGAGGCCCAGCAGAGCAAUCACGAAGAGGGAGCCUGGAUCUCCAAGUGGGUGAGUGAGCACCAAAAAGGAAAGCGGUCUGGCUGCCUGCGAGGGAGUCUUUGAGUGUUCUGUGGUGGCACCUCUCAGCUGUCCUGGGAGGUACAGGAAGUGGUUCACAUCUAGAUAUACCAGGAGCAGGAUGCAGAGGUGCCCUGUAAGAAGGUUUCCAGCUCUUACUGUUGAAAGCCUGCCCCCCCACAGAUAACUUCCCUGCAGUCAUCCUCUGUUCCCGCUGUGAUCAUCUUCCCAUU
Molecule: messenger RNA, 1930 nt
Organism: Castor canadensis (American beaver)
Lineage: Eukaryota; Metazoa; Chordata; Mammalia; Rodentia; Castoridae
Gene: C7H1orf174
Product: chromosome 7 C1orf174 homolog
Source: RefSeq, a predicted model, not a curated record